Molecule: messenger RNA, 1606 nt
Organism: Cygnus olor (mute swan)
Lineage: Eukaryota; Metazoa; Chordata; Aves; Anseriformes; Anatidae
Gene: PLGRKT
Product: plasminogen receptor with a C-terminal lysine
Exons: 6
Coding region: 116-574 (152 amino acids)
Biological process (GO): positive regulation of plasminogen activation
Cellular component (GO): plasma membrane
Source: RefSeq, a predicted model, not a curated record
CGCCCGGCUCCGGCGGCCAAUCGGCGGCCGCAGACGGCGGGGGCGGCGGGCGCUGACCUCUGGCGGCUCGGCGGCGCGGCCCGGGGACGACCGGCGCCUUCCCCGCGAGGACAACAUGGGGUUCGUCUUCUCCAAGUCCAUGAACGAAAACCUGAAAGCUCAGCGGGAGUUUAUGCUUAUGAACUCGCGGCUGCAGCCGAUUCACCACAGCCCUGGAUCUCAUAACUUUCUGGAAGUCUGUGUUAACGAGUUGCAGAGAUCUACAGCUCAAGCCUGUCACAUGGCCUUGCUAAAUGCUUUUAACGUGGUUGAGUGCAUAAGAGGAGGUUCCAAAUCUCAGGGCAUGUACAUUGGAGUAUUUAUUGUCAUGAGCUUGGCCUUGUUGUUGAACAAGGCCCGUUCAGCUUCUGCAGUUCAUGACAAGAGUUCAAGGAGGAAAGGAAGUAUCAGCAGUGAAGCAGAAAACAUAUUGGACACGCAGAGUGCUUUGCUAGAACCACCAAAGGGACCACUCACUUUUGAAGACCUGGAAAAAAUCAGAAGAUCUCAGAGCAAAUUCUUCAUAGAAAAAUAGGAGGAUGGUGUUGAAGUUUAGUAUCUGAAUUGUAAUUGUAAUGGUGUUUUGGGACUUAGAUGGAUCAUUAAAAUAUUGAGAAAAUUAAGUGUUUUAAGUGAAAAGUAAAUCAUUUUUAAAAAAUCAGUACAUUCUAAAGCAAUGAUUUUCAUACUGGAUGUAGCUCUUGAAAAUAUCCAUUGUUACGGUAGUAUAUUUUUCUUGUUUAGAGUGAAAUACUGAAUUUCCAGUGUCUAUUGAGUCUGAAAAUAACUUUCACCUGUAGUAAAAAUGUGUGGUGCUGACCAAACUGAUUAUAAUCGACAAAAAUAAGUUAAUUGGUAGUUACAAAUUUGUAGAAAUAUGAUUAUAAUUUUCAAAUAUAUUUGAAGAUGCAGAGAUCAAUUUGAAGUCAGGAAUAGACAGUCAGCUUCUUAGAAAAACAAGACGCUUUUUAGUUGCUGUUCUUUAGGCAGUGAACUCACCAUCUCUGCUUCAAAUUCUGGAAUAAACAGCUUUUAUCAGAAGUAGGUUCAGAAGUAAACACGUCACUCACUAACUGUGUGUUUUACUCUUAAGAGAAACUGUAUUAAAGUAUAAGCAGAGAUAAUUUCUGAAAAAGAGAAAACAAAUUAUGUAGCUAUUUCCUGAAUCUUUUUCAUGCUUGUUUGACAUUCUGAAACUCAGGAUAAUUUGUUUACAUGAAAUCAGAGUUUCACUACUAAGAUGAAUAUUAACAUAGACUAGCAGCAAGCAAAACUAUUAAUGUAUGUUUUUGUAAUGGGUACAUCCAAGGGGCCUUACAAGUACUGAAAAACUGAGGGAGUUUUGCAUGCCUUUACUGUAGCAUGAAAUAUACUGAGAGAGAAUAUAAUUUUAGUGUAUUUUAGUAUUCUGAUGUUAUACUUGGUAAAAAAUGCAACAUUCUGUAUUGGAAAUCAUGUUUAAAAAUGGAUUUUGCUGUGUGUUUUGGAUGCAAACUCUUCUAGCAUUAAUCUAAUUGUGGGGAUUAAAACAAAUGCCCAAAAAGUAUCCAGUAAAGAAUUAAGCCAG